Molecule: messenger RNA, 1182 nt
Organism: Cucumis sativus (cucumber)
Lineage: Eukaryota; Viridiplantae; Streptophyta; Magnoliopsida; Cucurbitales; Cucurbitaceae
Product: U11/U12 small nuclear ribonucleoprotein 31 kDa protein-like
Exons: 5
Coding region: 48-752 (234 amino acids)
Biological process (GO): mRNA splicing, via spliceosome
Cellular component (GO): U12-type spliceosomal complex
Molecular function (GO): RNA binding
Source: RefSeq, a predicted model, not a curated record
CUAUAUUUUCAUUCUAUAGGUUUUGUUUACAGCACUCGGGUGAAAAAAUGGCGCCCAAGGGAAAGAAAACCAAUAGCCCUACUAGCGACAGCGACGAGGACGAAACCUUCUAUUACCGGUAUCCCUCCGCCCCCUCUUCUGACCCGUCGCUGCCGUCGUCUUCACAGUCGCACUUCUCAUCGCAAUCGCACUCACACUCACACUCUUCCACUAAGUCUGGCGGUGGUUCUGGAGGUUUGGUUCCUUCGAAGUCUACUCUCUAUGUUUCCAAUUUCGACUAUUCACUCACUAAUUCCGACCUCCACACUCUCUUCUCCAACUUUGGUAAGAUCGCUCGUGUUACGGUGUUGAAAGAUCGACAGACUCGCAAGUCUCGCGGCGUUGCCUUCGUCCAGUUUAUUUCUCAGGAUGACGCGGUGAAGGCCGCGAAACAGAUGCACGGGAAGAUUUUGAAUGGCCGUGUUCUUAAGGCUGCUAUAGCGACUGAUAAUGGUCGUGCCGCUGAGUUUAUAAGGAAGAGGGUUUAUAAGGAUAAGAGUAGGUGCUACGAGUGCGGCGCAAUUGAUGGGCAUUUGUCUUAUGAAUGCCCUAAAAAUCAAUUGGGGCCAAGGGAGCGACCAGAACCGAAGCGGGUAAGAAGGGGUGGAGUUGGUGCUAGGCACGAGGAGGAUUGGGAUCAGAUGUUGGAGAAGGGUUUGAGGAUGACAGUUGGGCCUCGGUGGUGGACGGAGAUGCAGACCAGAGACUCCUGACUGGCGGUGAGAACAUUGUAGAGAAGAAAAAAGAGAAGAAAGCAAGUUAUUUCAGUGACGAGAGCGACGAAGAUGAUUAACUGAGCCUGUCUCUUUGGGAAGAGUUUGUAAAAGAUGAGAUAAAGCUUACAGAGUUUAGAUUUUGGGCUGCCGGGUGCGAUAAGUAAUAAUGAGUUACAGGCUACAUUAAGAUAUAUCAAGGUUGGAGACCAAAGUUGAGAGGCUAAAGUCGGUAGUACAAGUUAAAGAUAGGGAGAUUGCAACAGUUACACGAAUAGAAGCCAAAGCAAGUAAGAACUCAACAAAUACAUGAGAUGAAGAAGAAAGAAAAGGAGUACAUCAAAUUGCAGGUGAGAACCUACAGGGUAUAGGAAUACCUACAGGAAAGCUGGAUAUGUAUGUUGCUGCUGCUGGCAUAAACCCUCAAAGA